Messenger RNA from Peronospora matthiolae, 774 nucleotides. The record is from the annotation of a GenBank genome assembly. NCBI's taxonomy places the organism in Eukaryota, Oomycota, Peronosporomycetes, Peronosporales, Peronosporaceae.
AUGACCAAUGACACGACCUGCGACGAUUUUAACCGCCUGUACGAGCGGUUGGUGGUACGACGCAAGAAGAGAAAGCGAGCUGAACCAGAAGACGAUGAAGCAGCAGCGGUGUGGGAGGAGACGCCUGAAGACGAUGCUGAAGUCGUGAAAGAGGAAGUCGCUAGGGCUGUGCGACUGAGCGAGGCUCGACAAAAAGAGCAGGUCGAGUACGAUGCACGAGUUGAGGAGACUGUGAAGCGGCUGCGACUCGCUCGAAACGUACGCGGUCUCGCGCGAUGGAGUCAUUGCAGUCCCCGUUGGCUCGCGUUUCAACUCGUUGCUGGUACAGCACUGGACGAGAUCGCAUCUUUCCAGAGAUACAGGAGACCUCAUAGGAUGCACAAGAGGAGACAGGAGGAAGCCACUUCGGGAGUCGAGAGGAGCUUGCGACUGGAACGAGUUGCAACCAGAUUGUACCUCGAUCGAGCCGUUGAUUUCAGGCCUGAUGCAGUGACGACAGUUGAAGGAAAACAUCGUGUGAUCGAUGAGCUUUUGUUCUUCUCGCCACCUGAUGCAACGUAUGUAUCUCAUAUCGGAUACGCGGAACGAGGUAACGUGGUACCUCCUCCACCACUGCGAGAACAAUCAUCUCACCACGUUCAAUGGUUUUACCACGGCCCUUCCAAUCGCGAUGAACGCAUGCAUCAUCAUCAGCAAGUCUCUGUGGCCAUGUCAAAAUUGUGUCUUGAUCAGGAAAUAGCUUCUGACAUCGUCCUCUGCAGGCGAGAUCAAUAG